Messenger RNA from Clarias gariepinus (North African catfish), 4265 nucleotides. Its product is annotated as neurotrypsin. The transcript is spliced from 14 exons. Gene Ontology annotation, cellular component: membrane. The record is from RefSeq and is a predicted model, not a curated record. NCBI's taxonomy places the organism in Eukaryota, Metazoa, Chordata, Actinopteri, Siluriformes, Clariidae. Gene Ontology annotation, molecular function: serine-type endopeptidase activity. Gene Ontology annotation, biological process: proteolysis. The coding region runs from base 290 to 2779 and encodes 829 amino acids.
GGUGCAUUCGUCCCUGAUGGACCGUGAGACAAAGGCUUUACGUUUGACUUGACUGUCCCUUCUCGAACUUGUCGAUCCAUGACGAGUGAAGAGAGCGCGUGGGGCCGUAACGCGCGUCGCUCCGCACGAGCGCCGGGACCGGGACGUCCUGCACCGGGGGUCCCGUCCUGAGAGAUAGACAGCUGCGCGUGCUGGGAUCAGCUGCUCGGACCUGUUCGGGGGGUUUUCCUGGGCGAGCGGGGAGAUGGUGAGACUGAGGCGCUCACACCGCGGACUCUGACAGGACACCAUGGGCACCGGCGUCCUCCCGCCUCUCCUGCUCGGGGCUUUUUUGCUUUACGCUUUGGGACAAGUUACACAGAAAAAUGGCCACUUGGAUACUGUGCAGAGUUCAGGCCCUCUGUCCUGUUUUGAGGGUUUCUCAGUGCUAGGUUAUUACAAUGGCUCCAUGUCGCAGACAGACUCAGGCUUUCCCUGUCUAAAAUGGACUGAGUUUCCUGACUACAUGCAGCAGUACCCAGACAGAGGGCUUGGAGAUCACAGCUACUGCAGGAACCCUGACCGUGAGUCCCAACCCUGGUGCUUCUUUAGACAGCACUCUGGAGCCAUCGCCUGGGCUUACUGCAACUGCCACCAGGGUGCAGCCAGGCUCAUGGGAGGAGGGUCUAACAAAAGUGGCCGUCUGGAGGUUUACCUAAAUGGCCAGUGGGGAACAGUCUGUGACACACACCUGACUGACCGAGAUGCAAGUGUUAUCUGUCGACAGCUUGGACUCGGUGAAAUCGGUACUGCUCUUCAGCACUCCUACUUUGGUCCAGGCUCUGGACUUUUCCACUAUGAACGACUUGGCUGCCGCGGCAAUGAAAAUACUCUCUUAGAGUGCCGGGGGAGGAAGUUUGUAUCUGGUGACUGUAAUCAUGGAAACGAGGCUGGAGUGGUGUGUGCUGCACCUGAAGGAAACGACACUCCUUUGAGGCUGGUAGGAGGCCAGGAAGACUUUGAGGGACGAGUUGAAGUCUAUCAUAAUGGCCAGUGGGGCACAAUCUGUGAUGACCAGUGGGAUGACAUUGAUGCUGAAGUGGUCUGUCGACAGCUGGGGUUUGGGGGUGUGCCAAAGGCGUGGUCGUGGUCUCACUUUGGCCCGGGGUCGGGGUCCAUCCUGCUGGAUGGGGUGCAGUGUACAGGAAAUGAGCUCUCUCUGGAAGAGUGUCCUCACACACCUUGGGGCCAGCACAACUGUGACCACAUGGAGGAUGCUGGAGUGUCCUGUAACCCAUAUACUGAUGGUGCAGUGCGUCUGGUGGGAGCGGAUUUUCCAUGGGAAGGACGCCUGGAGGUGUACCACAGUGGAGCCUGGGGCACCGUGUGUGAUGACAACUGGACUGAGAAACAUGCCCAGGUGGUAUGUCAUCAGCUUGGCUUCAGAGGGCAUGCUGAAAUAGCUCCAGAUUGUGUGUAUGGGGAAGGCACAGGGCUAAUUCUGUUGGAUGAGGUGAGGUGCGAGGGGGGAGAGACCUCCUUGCUGGAGUGCAGCCAUGCAGAGUGGGGGCGCCACGACUGCUCCCACAGUGAAGAUGUGGCCGUACGCUGUGAGAGAGGAGGAAUUGCCAAUGACAUUACUGUAGUUCCUCCAGUCUCAGGUCCCCUGGUGAGGCUGGUGGAUGGAGAGAGCCGUAAGGAGGGUCGUGUAGAAGUCUUUAUUAAUGGCGAGUGGGGCAGUGUUUGCGAUGAUGGAUGGAAUGACAUCAGUGCUGCGGUAGUGUGUAGGCAGCUGGGCUUUGUUGGAGUGUCUAGAGCCCGCUCCAUGGCCUAUUUCGGUGAGGGUCAGGGUCCAAUCCACCUGGACAAUGUGAGGUGUGUGGGAACAGAGUCAUCUCUGGGAGAGUGUUUAGCCGAUGGGUCAGACAAACAUAACUGCAGGCACAGUGAGGAUGCAGGGGUCAUCUGUGAUUACGUGUCCCAGCUAGUAGCUGACAGCACAGCGGCGAUCCAGACGUGCGGCCUGAGGCCCAACACACAGCGCCGCAGGAGGAGGAUCAUUGGAGGAGACAAGUCGCUUAGAGGGGACUGGCCGUGGCAGGUGUCUCUGUGGCUAAAAUCUCAGUCCAAAAGGAACCAUCCGCUGUGUGGAGCCACUCUCAUCAACUCCUGCUGGAUCGUCACAGCGGCUCAUUGUUUUAAAAGGUUUGGCUCUGAUCCCUCACGAUAUGUUUUGAGGUUGGGAGACUACCACACAGAGGAAAGAGAUGACUUCGAGCGCACUCUGUCCCCUGAGCGUAUCGUCAUACACAAGAAGUACCUCAGCCAGGGCUGGGAGUACGACAUUGCCUUGGUGAGACUGAAGGGCGCAGAUGGGAACUGUGUAUCAUACAACCCACACACUAGUGCCGCCUGCCUUCCUGCUCAUGGUGACAGGAAAACAAAGAGACCUGCUGCGUGUGUCAUCACUGGCUGGGGAGUUACAGACUCUGAGUACUCACGUACUUUGAUGCAGGCCUGGCUUCCUUUGCUGCCAUCCUGGAAGUGCAAAAAACGUUAUGGCAGCCGCUUCACUGGCCGCAUGCUGUGUGCUGGCAGCUUGUCAAACCGUCAUCGUGUGGACAGUUGCCAGGGUGACAGUGGUGGCCCGCUGGUGUGCCAGGGUGAAGGCGGGCGCUGGACACUAACUGGGAUCAUUUCCUGGGGUCAUGGCUGUGGGAACCCAAGUUAUCCUGGAGUAUACACUCGAGUCAGCAGGUUCCUUAAGUGGAUUGAAAAGGUCACCCUGGGUACUGCUUAACUCUGAGGAUAUAAUAUUACUAAGACACAUUUGUUUAAGUAUAGCGUGCAUAGAAUAUGAGAUGCCUGUCAGAGGAGUGAGACCCUGGUUCAUUGUCAGGACUGCAAACCAGGCUUCAUUCAACAUCUCACCUCAUGAUAUGUUGUUUUGUUUUUUUUUCUUUGACUUGAAGAGCUUUGUGGAAAGUGUGUUUGACCUUCUUGAUUGAGGUAAAGUAUAUAGAAUGUGCUGAACCCUCAAGGUUGAACUAAACAUUAUGGUUAAAAGUAUGUGGACACCUGACACUCACACACAUAUGUGAGUCUGUUGAAAAACAGUUGGAAACACAUAAUUGUCUUGAAUGUCUUUGUAUGCUGGAAACAUGAAUAUGCCCCCGUGUGCAAAGCAAGCUCCAGUAAGACACACUUUGCCAAGGUUGGUCUGGAAAAACCAAGUGACCUUUAUAUGACCCUGUUCGCAAACCCACUAAACAGGUUUGGCAUGACCCUUUUAUCACUAAUGCUCUUGCAGAGACCGCAUGUCUUUGCUGAUGCUCUGUGACAAUUGUAGUGUUAUGGUCAGGUGUCCACAAACUUUUGAACAGAUAGUGAACCUUUGUCAGACACGAGCUAGUAUGUAUUUAAAACCAUAUUGCACUAAACUGCAUGCCAUUACUGCAGGUCUUUUUUAUUUUAGUAUUGUUGGUCAAAAAGCUCUGGGUUUUUUAUGCAUAUCUACUUAACACAUCUUCAGCACAUGAUUAUUGCAACAUACAAGAAUUUCCACACAUUUCACUGUACUGUAGAAAGUGUUGUACAAUAAUUCUCAGUUAGCAUUAAAUGCUAAAAUGAAUUGACUUUCCAGGUAAGCGUAUGUGGGAGCCUGGUAUACAUUUUUGUACAUACUCAUGUCGAUGCUUUAUUACUUGUUGCAAAAUGAUGCAUACUCAUGUUCAAAAGUUAGUUCCAGCCCUCAUCUUUUAAUUCUAUUGUUUGUGCAAAAACAUAAUAAAACCAUCUGAUCGUGGCUAGUCUUAGUAUUAAUCAAAUACUGCCUCAGAUGAACAACAACACAUAUGCCAUUAUUUGUUUUUUACAAAAAUGAAUGCAAAAAGAAAAGAACAUGUAGGCAGUACGAAGUUCGCUUAUGAUUCAAUAGCUUGUAGAUCGAACUUUACCCGCAAUAAUUUGAAGUGAUCAUUUCCUGUAUGACUUUAUCUGUCUCUCAUAAUGUUGUUGAGAAAUUUUGGCCCACCACAGCAUUUCAGUUGGGUUGAUGUCUGGACUUGACCAUUACAAAACUUUGAUUCUUUCAUUUUUCUCCAAUUCUGAUAUAGAUUUACUAUCUGUACAGACAGAUGGCUACACACUUGCCUCUAGAAUACUCUGGCAUGGCAUUCAUGCUCAACUUAAUGACUGCAGGGUGCCCAGGUCCUAAUACAAGCCCAAAUCAUCACCCCUCCACAGCCAUGCUUGACAGUGGGUAUAAGGUGUUUCUGCUAAAAUGC